Frieseomelitta varia is the source of this 1714-nucleotide messenger RNA. It is a transcript of the gene PGS1, whose product is annotated as CDP-diacylglycerol--glycerol-3-phosphate 3-phosphatidyltransferase, mitochondrial. Lineage: Eukaryota; Metazoa; Arthropoda; Insecta; Hymenoptera; Apidae. Bases 116 to 1651 code for a protein of 511 amino acids. The record is from RefSeq and is a predicted model, not a curated record. Gene Ontology annotation, cellular component: mitochondrion. Gene Ontology annotation, molecular function: CDP-diacylglycerol-glycerol-3-phosphate 3-phosphatidyltransferase activity. Gene Ontology annotation, biological process: cardiolipin biosynthetic process. The transcript is spliced from 8 exons.
AUAUAAUACGUGGAGGGACCAGAAGAUCGCGUGCGCUGCAAUUUGUAUUCGGGAUGGAAGAGUUAUUUGUAAUUUAAAGUCUGUGAUCGUUAAUACCUUAUUUAAGAAUUUAUUCAUGCAUAGCGUAAUUUUGAAAACCGUGAAACGGUUUCAUACAAGAAAGCUAUUAAUUUCUAUUCAACCUGAAUUAAAAUUUUCUUCCUCACCUAUAUCAAAAAAUAUCACAUCAAUUACUAUGACUAUGACAGAUGAAGAGAAAGAUUUGAAGCUCGAAACAAUUCAGUCUGAAUUUUGCACAUUAACCUGGUUGUAUAAAAGUGCUCCUUGCUUUCCUGUGAAUGGAUCUAAAAUUAAAAUAAUUCAUGAACCAAAUACAUUUUAUUCUACUCUUGUACAGAAGUGCAAGAAUGCUAGAAAAAGAAUAACACUUGCAUCGCUAUAUUUAGGCACAGGAAAAUUAGAAUCUAGUUUAGUAAAUGUUGUAAAUGAAGCUUUAAUUGCAAAUAAUGGUAACGUUGAAGUAAAAAUUUUGUUAGAUUUUAUGAGAGGAUCCAGAGGUAAAUUAAAUUCUCGUAAGAUGUUAGAACCAUUACUUAAUGGAAAAUAUGGUCAUUGUUGUCAGAUUUUCUUGUAUCAUACUCCUAAACUUCGUGGAUUCUUAAAAAUGAUUAUACCAGAUCGUUUCAAUGAAUUGAUAGGACUACAACAUAUGAAGCUAUAUAUGAUAGACAAUGACAUAAUAAUUAGCGGUGCUAAUCUCAGCACUGACUACUUUAUAAAUAAACAAGAUCGUUAUUUUCUAAUUGAGGAUUGUAAAGAGCUUUGUGAUUUUUAUGAUGAAUUAGUUCGAAGAGUCGGAGAAUUUAGUUUUGUACUUCAAUCUGAUGGUACGGUAUCUUCUGCUAUGAAAGUCAAUCCUAUUGAAGAUCCUAUUUCAUUCAUUAAAGAGGCUGCACAUAGCGUAAAAACUUUGUUCCAGAGAGAAUUAGGAUCUUCUGAUCCUGAAAAAAUAGGAAAAGAUACUUGGAUCUUUCCUUUGGUACAAAUGGGUCAAUUAAACAUUUAUCACGAUAGCCAGAUAACAUUGAGACUUUUACAGACAGCCCCAGAAGGAGCAACACUUAAACUAGCAACUGGUUAUUUUAACUUAACUUCGGAGUACAGUAAAGCAUUACUUGAGCAUUGUCAAGGAACAUGUCAUCUUCUGACAGCACAUCCAACUACAAAUAGUUUCUUUACUGCAAAGGGCAUUGCUAAUAGUAUCCCAGCAGCAUACACAAAAAUAGAAGAAUCAUUUGUUAAAUACUGUAACAAGUUGGGACAACAAGAUAGAGUAAUUUUAUGGGAAUUUAUUAAGCCAGGAUGGAUAUAUCAUGCUAAAGGACUUUGGUAUUCUUUACCAAAUCAAGAAAAACCAUGUCUCACGCUUAUUGGAUCUCCUAAUUUUGGUUACAGAUCAGUGAAUAAAGACUUAGAAACUCAGAUUGCUAUUAUAACCAAAAAUAGAAACUUACAAAAUGAACUACAAAAAGAGCAAGAACGUUUGUUUUUACAUGCUCAGCGUAUAACGAAUGAAACAUUUUCUGAACGAAAUAGAGUUCCUCCAAGUUGGGUAUGUGCUAUUGUUGUUCUGUUUCGAUAUUAUUUUUAGUAUUUUAUCUGUUAAAUGUCUACUAUUUAUAAUCUAAGUCAAUAUACAUAUAGGUAAAAUUCA